GCGGGACCGAAGCGGCUCAGAGACAAACGGUUAUGGAAGCUGGAAACCAUGAAGAAGCUGUGGACGAGGCUGAAGACACAGAUGAGCUGCUCUGUACUGACGUGGACGGAGAGACAGUCAGUGAUUUCACUCUUGGUGCACCUGCUCUCCCCCGAGACCACUGUGAUCUUCUGCUGGAUGCCAUCGAUGCUCAUCUCAGCCGUCUACAGACUCACAGUCAUGGCCAAGUGAAUAGAGGCAAGAGCAAGAUGGAGGCUAUCCUGGGAGCAGUUUGUCUUGACAGGAGUAACUCUGCGAGUAAGGACACUGGCCUGGGCAGCACUGUCCCUUCCACUGAUAAAGCCACCUCUACCCCCGAUGGGUCCAAUUCAGAUCAUCCAGAUCUCUCCCCAGUGGAGGUCAGCAGGGGCAGGAUGGAGCCAGCUGGGCAGCAACAGGACAUCAAUGAGGAACAUUUUGGACUGUGUACAACCCCUUCCUGGCAGACAGGGAGAGCUAGAGGAUCUUGGGACUCCAAGAGUGAGCAGUGUCUGUGGAGGUUGGAAAAACUGCUCGGGAGUAGCACUAAGCAGGUUGGAGUGAAGGAGCAGGAGGUGGAAGAGGAGGACAGCGUGUGCACAGAGGACUUCAGCGCAAGAUUCAGAGAGGAGAUGCUGGAACCGCAAGAGCUGAAUGCAGGCGGAGCAGGCAGUGCUUCAGAUGCUGCCAUCAUCAGCAGCAGCGACACUGGACACCUAAUUCCAUCACAGAUCGUUCAGAACCAGAACACAGUCCAGAACCUCAGUGAGAAAUCAUGCACCAGACACCUUGCAGCUAAACCUCCUGCAUGA
Messenger RNA from Colossoma macropomum (tambaqui), 830 nucleotides. RefSeq lists its product as uncharacterized. Bases 33 to 830 code for a protein of 265 amino acids. Lineage: Eukaryota; Metazoa; Chordata; Actinopteri; Characiformes; Serrasalmidae. The transcript is spliced from 9 exons. The record is from RefSeq and is a predicted model, not a curated record.